Molecule: messenger RNA, 1998 nt
Organism: Erigeron canadensis
Lineage: Eukaryota; Viridiplantae; Streptophyta; Magnoliopsida; Asterales; Asteraceae
Product: probable carotenoid cleavage dioxygenase 4, chloroplastic
Exons: 2
Coding region: 5-1807 (600 amino acids)
Biological process (GO): carotene catabolic process
Cellular component (GO): chloroplast stroma
Molecular function (GO): carotenoid dioxygenase activity
Source: RefSeq, a predicted model, not a curated record
CAAUAUGGAUUCACUUUCCUCAUCUUUCCUUUCACCAUUUUCACCACCAAAUUAUAUAGUUUCGCCACUACUGCCACCGCAAUCUCCGUCGCCGUCGCUCCAGCCACAUUCCCCUUUCCGUGUAUUCUCUGUCAGAAUUGAAGAUAAACCACAAACCAUAAUUACCACCACCACCACCACAACCCAGAGGUCUAGUCAAGAAACUCAAAAAAAGCCGAAACCAUCAUUGAAUAUUGAGAAACGCAAAAGAUCAGUGGUGGUACCAAUACCAUUCACGAUCUUUAAUGCAUUUGAUAGCAUCAUUAAUAACUUUAUCGAUCCGCCUGUUCGGGUUUCGGUUGACCCAAAACACGUCUUGUCAGAUAACUUUUCACCUGUGAAUGAACUUCCUCCUACCGAGUGUGAAGUGAUCGAGGGUACACUUCCUAGUUGUCUUAAUGGGGCUUACUUCCGUAACGGGCCUAACCCGCAAUUCUUACCACGGGGUCCAUACCACCUCUUUGAUGGGGAUGGUAUGCUUCACGCUAUUCGUAUCUCUAAUGGAAAGGCCACGUUUUGUAGUCGCUAUGUGAAAACUUACAAAUAUAACAUAGAGAAAGAUGCGGGCUUUCCCAUCAUCCCAAAUGUUUUUUCAGGAUUUAAUGGUAUGACGGCCUCUGCUGCUCGCAUGGUUGUCACAGCUGGCAGGUUUUUGACGGGUCAAUUUGACCCGACAAAAGGAAUUGGCUUAGCCAAUACUAGUUUGGCCUAUUUUGGCAAUAAGCUUUUAGCUCUAGGGGAGUCAGAUCUCCCCUAUGCCAUCAAACUGGCACCCGAUGGUGAUAUAAUCACCCUUGAACGCCACGAUUUUGAUGGCAAGCUAUUCAUGAGCAUGACAGCUCACCCAAAAAUUGACCCAAUAACUAAAGAAGCUUUUGCUUUUCGCUACGGCCCAAUGCCUCCAUUCCUAACAUUUUUCCGAUUCAACGAAAACGGAGAAAAACAACCCGAUGUCCCAAUCUUCUCAAUGACAAGCCCAUCGUUUCUUCACGACUUUGCCAUCACUAAAAACUACGCUAUUUUCCCGGAGAUCCAAAUAGGGAUGAGCCCAAUGGAAAUGAUCGGUGGAGGGUCACCCGUGAGCGCGGACCUUGGGAAAGUGUCACGACUUGGGGUGAUCCCAAGGUACGCUAAGGACGAGUCAGAGAUGAAGUGGUUUGAGGCUGCAGGGCUUAAUGCUAUACAUUGCAUCAAUGCAUGGGAAGAAGAUGGUGGAGAUACUAUUGUGAUGGUGGCCCCAAACAUACUAUCAGUGGAACAUACACUUGAAAGAAUGGAUUUGAUCCAUGCGUCGGUGGAAAAAGUGACAAUUAACAUGAAAACUGGGAUGGUCACCCGACACCCUCUUUCUACCCGAAAUCUUGACUUUGGUGUCAUCAAUCAGGCUUUUGUUGCUGUAAAAAACAGGUAUAUGUAUUGUGGAAUUGGGGAUCCAAUGCCUAAAAUAUCUGGAGUUGUCAAGCUAGAUGUGUCGCUAUCCGAAGUAGACCGUCGCGAAUGCAUAGUGGCUAGCAGGAUUUUCGGGCCUGGUUGUUUUGGUGGUGAACCAUUCUUUGUGUCUAGGGAACCCGACAACCCAAAUGCGGAUGAGGAUGACGGGUAUGUAGUUUCUUACGUGCAUAAUGAGAACACCGGUGAAUCGAGGUUUGUGGUGAUGGAUGCUAAGUCACCUACACUCGAGAUUGUCGCUGCUGUGAAGUUGCCCCACCGGGUGCCAUAUGGGUUCCAUGGUCUCUUCGUUAGAGAAAGUGACAUUAAUAAGUUGUGAUGAUAAAUGAAUGGUCCAAUAAUUCUUGCACCAAAAAGCUCCAAACUAGAUAUUUUUGCAUAUAUACAUAUAUAUAUAUAUAUAUAUAUGUGUGUGUACAUAUAAUAUGACGUUCAAAAAAAGGACUCACACACAUUUGUAUGUAAAUUACGUUUGUUUUAUAGAUGAAUAUGAUUAGCUGCUUGGAGAGA